CAGCGCACGCGAGGAGAGAGGCUGAGCCGCACGCACACAGCUGGAUGGAUAGCACCGUCUCCGCCACAGCAGUAGCAGGAUGUGAAUUUUCGAUAUUUAUAUUAACUUUGGCACUAAAAAAGAGAGCAGCCGCUGGACUCAGCUCGACUUACAUACAGGUUAACGUACAGGUGGUGUAAAUAACAGCUGGAUAGUCUACUAACACCGCACGCGACAAAAAAACAGACUGCUUCAUUUUAAUGAGUUGAUUUUUAAGAUUUGCGACCAGCCCAGAUAGCUACUGAGCAUCCGUCCGGUGAGCUGUAGAGACACACACAGACAUGAUGGAGUCUAUCUUAGACAGUUUAACAGCGGAGAAACUCUAUCCGUCCGGCGGAACCAACCUGUUGGACCUGGAGGAGCUCAGCGAUGGGGAUUUCCUCACUAAUGUGCCUUUCUCAGGUGACCAGAUGGAUGACUUUAGCAGUGAAUUGUUCAGCAGUUUCUUUGACGACCAUCUAUUAGAGCGGCCCCUUCUGGCAGACAGACCUUCACCUUUACAUAUGGACAUGGAGGACAGCAACCCAGAUAUUCAAGCAGAGCACAGCUACUCUUUAAGUGAAGACUCCGCCCCCCAGAGCCCUGCCCUGUCAAUCAAAAUGGACCAUGAGUCUGAAUUUGAAUGGAGCUUCAGUCAGGACCUUUCGGCCAUCUUGGUCAAACAGGAGAAGCCAGAUGUGGGCCAAAGGUUAGAUCCUCAGCCUCUGGAAGGCCCGCCUCUUAUAUUAAGCCCUGCCCCCCCACAUAGAGGCUCGCCAUGGAAACAAUCGGAGCCCAGUCAAGACAGUGGGAAGCCAGUAGCCAUAAAAGAUGAACCCAGAGAGAUUGGACAGUACCUCACCCUGCCCAGCGACGAUGCACUGCAGCUCCCGCCUACCCCUCCCAGCAGUAACCACGGUGACAGUGACUGCUCCCUCCCUCCCUCCUCCCCGCACCUCCCUCUGCCACCGUCUUCCCCUCAACCACAACAGAGGCCAGGAGGUCGGGCCUCCUCCUCUUCCUCCUCCUCUUCCUCAGCCAUCUCUUCUUCACCUCUCCUCACUGCACCACAUAAGCUGCAGGGUUCAGGACCCCUCUUGCUGACAGAAGAAGAGAAGAGGACUCUGGUUGCUGAGGGUUACCCAGUACCUAACAAACUUCCUCUCUCUAAGACUGAAGAGAAGGCACUGAAGAGGGUCCGACGGAAGAUUAAAAAUAAGAUCUCAGCUCAGGAGAGUCGGAGGAAGAAGAAAGAAUACGUGGAAUGUCUGGAGAAAAAGGUGGAGAGCUACACGUCAGAAAACAGCGACCUGUGGAGAAAAGUAGAAAACCUGGAGACUGCCAACAGGUCUCUCCUACAGCAGCUCCAGAAGCUUCAAUCAUUGGUGUCAGGGAAAGUUGUCCCCCGUUCUUGUAAAAUGGCCUCAACUCAAACAGGGACAUGCCUCAUGAUGGUGGCCGUGUGUUUUGUCCUGGUGUUGGGCUCCUUCUCUCCCUGCCUCUCUCCCCUCUCCUUCCUCACUCACACCUCCUCUUUGUCCUCAUCCUCCUCUUCCCCUAAUCCCUCCUCUCCCCCUCCUCUUCCGCAAGCGGACCUCUACACCACUAGUCAGGUCCGCUCCCGCAGCCUGCUCUUCUUUAAUGAAGGGGCUCCCCUGGAGGAGAGUUUAGUGACAUCAGAAGGGGAGAAGCUACAGUCAGAAGGCCACAUCCAGACGAGCCGAUACACAGCUGACGCACACAGCAGCAACCAGACAACUGGUCCAGAGUUAGACCGGAGAGAAACAAAACCAGACAAAGUCUCUGAGUUUUUCUGACACAGCCUGACUCUCAUGACUUCUAACCUCUGACCCCUAAAAAAGCCCAAAAUCGCCAAAUUUCUGAACUCAGCGGGCUUCAUAUCAACAUCCAACUGGACCAAAAUCUACAUCCGUCAGUCCACCAUCAUCCCUUUUAGUGAACCUCAAGACAACACUUCCUCCAAUCCUUCACAGCUGAUUCACUGCCUUCACAUGGUGCUUCACUUCUCUGCUUAAACAGACUCAGCUACACCUGAAUAUACUUGAUUUUAAAGGGACCAUCUUAUCGAAAUUUCUACUUUUAUGCACUAAAAUAUAGUAGAAUUUAAAAAUCCAACUAAUCUCAUAAUUAAUAUGUAUAUUUUAAACAAUCAUGACAAAUAUUUUAGAGAUACUAAAAAAACAUAGGGCCUUAAUUAAAAAAAACUCUAGAUAACAUACAGUAACUUGCAGAUGCAAUUUGUGUCACUUUAACAAUAAAAAUGUAUCACUACAAAUUAGUCAGACCGUUGCCAAGACAAUUUGAGCCACUUAAGCUGUGAUCAUCAGUUGUGUUAUCAGUUGUUAGUUUUCGCUUCCUCACUUUCUUUCCAAAACAAAUGCAGUGUAGCGUUGCAAAAAGCGUCCUUUUUGGAAGAAUAAGCGAAGAGCUUCAUGUGAAAUGUGGUCUAAAUGUUGCAGGAAACACAGAAUCAUACACCUUUGCACCUUUAAGAACUCAGAAACAUAAAUAUAAGUGUGUAUACAUAUACACACACACACACAUACAUGUUUACACAUAUAUACUGUAUACACAUAUGAAUACCAGACCUCCACUGUGGGAGUUUAUGUUAGCGCAUGGUACUUCAUCGGGUCAGUGCUUUCCUUUUUAACCAAUCACAUACCGUAUGUCGAUAAAGGGCUGCAACUAACGAUUUGUUUGAUUAUUGGUUAAAUUGGUUAUUAACUAUUAAUCCUCACAUUAGAGAAGCUGGAACCAGAGUACCUUUUCUUGUUAAUUGACUUAUGUCAUUAAUUCAUUAUCGAAACUGCUGCUGAUUUACUUUAGUCGAUCAACUAAUCGAAUAAUCGUUUCAGCUCUAUGGUAAUAACAGUAAAUAAUGAAUGCAACAUGUACUGCUACAAGCAAAACUAAAUGAUGAAAAUAAACACAUCCUUUUAAAAAACAAAAACAAAAGCUGUGUCAUUUAAAAAGUGCCUUCCAUUUACUUUAGUCAAAUAUGACACACUUGGCCUUACACCUAAAGUCCACACACGCAGCCAUAAACCUGGAAACGUGAUCUAACUUGAUUACCCACGUUUGUUUAACUGGAUCAAUGUUCAGGCUUUAUCUGGGGGAAAUAUUAUAUUUCACAUGCCUGUGGAUGUAAAGGCUUGUCAAAUUCACCUUUGCUACCAGCCAGCCUUGGUUUGAACCACUUACCAAACACUUGUGUGAUGCGUUUGCAGUCCUGAGUUAAAACAAACGUUUUUCCGCUUUUUAAACCCAUCAUUGCAGUUAAAUUCCAUUUUUGACAUCCAAAUUCUGCAAAAUCUUGCGUGGGAACAAUAUUUUAAUACCAACGGACCAUUAAAGGGGUCCUAACAGAGGUUGGGAAACAUGACAUUAAAAGUAUUUUUAUGGAAUUUAAAAUUGUAUAUGUAAUAUAUUUGCAGCAUCAAAAAAAAGAGCAUAUUUAAUUUAUGCAACAAAAAAGAAAUAAUGAACAUGUUUUUAAAGUUAGUUUAUGUUUAUGUAAUUGUCUUGUUUUUUGUGUCUUUUUUUAAUAAAUGUUUACCAAGAAAAAACAACCAAAAUACAACUUAUAAUAUAUUCUGAGCAUCAAAAAAAGCAUAUUUAUUUUAUGCAAGAAAAAAAAAAAGAAAUUGUAUGUUGUGUUUUGGCAUUUAGGAUGAUGAAAUUGACAUGUGGGUGUGUAGUUAACAUGCCGUUACAUGGAGUGUGAAACUUUGACAUGAUCUGUUUGUGUUUAACUGUAAUACAGUGUUUAUGUUUGCUGCUGUCGCAUGACAACCUACAAGGGUCUUGUUUGUUUGUUCCGCUUCUGAUUUAAAAAUGUCAUUAGCUCACACAGUUAAACCUUUAAAGCUCAUUUUUACCCUCAAGCGGAAGUUUCUUGACCAAAGAGCCAAAGAAAUACAUCACAAAUCAACUGCAGAAUUUAAACAUUGACAAUACUGCGUAUGUUGGUCAUAAAUUCAUCUCCAAAGAUUCUCAUAACGUCAAACCCAGCAAAAUCUCAACAAUGAAGCAAAAUGUGCUCAUGCGACAGCAGUCCAUAUUGUAUUUAUUCCUGUUUGUAGAAAGUGUGUAUAUAUUGAUGAAGAUAAUCAGAGGACUAAUACAUUCCAGGAAGUAAAACACCACUAGCUUUGUUUUUCUCCAUAAUUUGAAGGAACAUCCGAACAUGUACAACAACUUUUUUUUAUUUCUUCACCACUAUUCUGACAAUGUGAGAAACAUUUGUUGUCUUGGUAUUCCUUCAAAUUAAAAGCUAUGAAAAAAAGACAUUUCCAGGCCCAAAUCCCUGAGGAAACAAUUCAGAGUUAUGAAAUACUCACCAAAACAAUUGACACAGUUUUUCUGAUUAAUUUCUGUAUCUGUUUGAUUUUGUGUCCAUCAUACCGUGUGUGUACACAAAAAACUUCAUGUGACUACAGCCCGUUACACAAACAUCCUGUCAUUCUCACCCAUAACAGUCUUAAUACAUCAGUGUACAUAAAAAAUGACAACCUAAUGUGCAGUUGUUGUAAAUAGGGGCCUUGUUUUUGUAUUGUGACAUAGUCCAGGAUUUUGACCUAUGGAAUCACGUGGGAUAGAAGAAAAACAAAUGGAGAAAAUCAUUGGAUUCUUUUGGGAAGGAAGAUGUCAAGUGGGGAGGGGUUAAAAACUAAAAGGGAGGUUGCCUUUUUCCACAUGUAAAGAAACCUUGAUAACACAGCAGCUGCACACAGUCUGAAUACUUUGAAAAAACUCUGAAAACACCAGGGAGUGCUUGAUUAUUCUAACCUCUUCAUGAAUAUGUUGAAGAUAGAACAAUCAAGCACUUUUCAGAGACUCCAGCUAUUUGAAAUGUGUUUGGGUAUAAUGUUGUCUUGGUUUGUUGUAUAGCGUCUUGCAUGUUUCUCCAUAUACAACUAUAUUAUCUUAGUGUAGUCAGUAGAGUAGAAACCAGCAAAAUAUAAAAAACUGCAUCAGCAA
Etheostoma spectabile (orangethroat darter) is the source of this 5019-nucleotide messenger RNA. It is a transcript of the gene creb3l1, whose product is annotated as cAMP responsive element binding protein 3-like 1. NCBI's taxonomy places the organism in Eukaryota, Metazoa, Chordata, Actinopteri, Perciformes, Percidae. The transcript has 13 exons. The coding region runs from base 321 to 1835 and encodes 504 amino acids. Gene Ontology annotation, biological process: regulation of transcription by RNA polymerase II. The record is from RefSeq and is a predicted model, not a curated record. Gene Ontology annotation, molecular function: cAMP response element binding; DNA-binding transcription factor activity, RNA polymerase II-specific.